GUAUUUAAGACCUCUAACCCCUCCCACACUUUAGCAACAUAACAUUCUCCCCAGCAACACUCCUUGCCCAAUCACAGCAUGUGGCCAAUUUGCCCAACAACAGUGGGGUGGCCUUUAGGCCCCCAUCGCAACACGUGCUCUCUGUUAUGGAGAACACGCUUUACAGAACAUUGUUUAAAUAUAUCCCGGAGAAACAGAAGAGAGGGGUGGAGGGGGAACCCAGCAGUAAACAUUUUCCUCUGUUUCGUUUCACACCUCUGCUAAUUUUCAGUAAUGGCCUUGAUGACUGCCUUCAACAAUACAUAAAGAACUUUGAGAGGGAAAAGAUCAAUGGAGAACAGCUGUUACACAUUACUCAUCAGGAACUUGAAGAGCUGGGAGUCACUCGAAUCGGUCACCAAGAACUCAUCCUGGAAGCAGUGGAUCUGCUCUGUGCUUUGAAUUAUGGUCUGGAGACAGAAAACCUGCGAACUCUUUCCCACAAGCUGAAUGCCUCCGCCAAAAACCUCCAGAACUUCAUCACGGGUAGGAGGAGGAGUGGCCAUUAUGAUGGCAGGGCCUCCAGAAGACUGCCAAAUGAUUUUCUUACCUCUGUGGUUGACCUCAUUGGUGCUGCCAAGAACUUGCUUGCCUGGCUGGACAGGUCUCCAUUUGUCAGUGUGACAGAAUACUCACUGCUGAAAAAUAACAUUGUUCAACUGUGCCUGGAACUAACAACCAUAGUGCAGCAGGAUUGCACAGUGUAUGAAACAGAAAAUAAAAUUCUUCAUGUGUGUAAAACACUCUCUGGCAUCUGUGAUCACAUCAUUUCGCUCUCAUCCGAUUCUCUGGUGUCUCAAUCAGCUCACCUUGAAGUUGUUCACCUUACCAGCAUCAUGCCCAGUGAAGGGCUGGGGAUGUAUAUCAAGUCAACGUAUGACGGGCUGCACGUGAUCACUGGAACGACAGAAAACUCUCCAGCAGACCAGUGCAAGAAAAUCCAUGCAGGGGAUGAAGUGAUCCAGGUCAACCAUCAAACUGUGGUUGGCUGGCAGUUAAAGAACCUGGUAAAUGCAUUGCGUGAAGACCCGAACGGAGUGAUCUUAACCUUGAAGAAACGGCCUCAGAACACCCUGGUUUCUGCUCCUGCUCUUCUGAAGAAUGUGAGGUGGAAGCCUCUUGCCCUGCAGCCUGUUAUUCCUACCAGCCCAACUAGCAGUUGCACAACACCAACCAGCACGAUGGGCAUGGGCUCAAAAAUGGACAGCUCGACUCUCCAAGAUGUUUUCAUCCUCUCCCCUAUGUCAGGACUCUAUGGCCCCAGAGAUGAUCUUGGAAUGGUGUCUUGUGAUGAUGUCAGCAAGUAUGGCGGUGGAAAGUCUGGGAUGAAGGGUUCUGAGUCUCCCAGCUACUUUUUGGAGCACGAAAGUGGGAAGUAUUACACGUUAAUCGAAGGCGAGGGCCACCCAGUAAGCUCUGAAUAUGAAAGAGGGAGAGCGACGGGGGUGCGACGAAGAGAAAAGACACCCACACAUGGUGAUCUGAGGCCAGUUUCUAUGCCUACAGAAUACAGCUGGAUAGGAGAAUCAAAAGAGCCAAAUAUGUUCAAGAGGGGUAGCCGAGACUCUGAGAAUUCACUUCUGCGAUACCUGAGUGAUGACAAAAUAUUGGUGAUCCAGGAAGAGCCAUUGACUCAGAAGGACAACAAGCGGGAUACGGGUCGCAGGUCAAGGAAAAAGGGCAAGAACAGUGGCAGCCCCAACUAUCCCAUAAGCCCAUCCAUGUUGACCUCUUCUAUAAAUGUACGGCUUGAAUCCGGACAGCAAGAUGCCUUGAAUUUCUCCUUAGCUGAGAGCAACACUGUCCCACUUUAUCACAGAGCAGGAGAGGCAGUCGGUGGUGAUUCUGAAAGGUAUGUGAGUUCUGCCACUGAGCGACAAGGAGGCACAUCCAUGAGGAAGUCAUUUCACUAUGCUUCCCUGAGGGUAAAAAGCAAGAAAUGGCCCAAAGGAGGUUCGCUGAACAACAGCAGCAGACGAAGGAUAUCCUGCAAAGACUUGGGGCAUGGAGAUUGCGAGGGUUGGUUGUGGAAGAAGAAGGAUGCCAAAGGUUACUUCACCCAGAAGUGGAAAAAAUACUGGUUCGUCCUGAAGGAUUCUUCCCUCUACUGGUACACUAACCAGAAUGAUGAAAAAGCAGAAGGAUUCAUCAGUUUGCCAGAGUUCAGGAUAGACAGAGCCAUCGAGUGCAGGAGGAAACAUGCUUUCAAAGCUUGCCACCCCAAAAUUAAGAGUUUCUACUUUGCUACUGACUGCCUGGAAGAAAUGAAUAGAUGGAUGAACCGUUUGGGUCUUGCAGCUAUUGGUUAUACACCUGAUGACAAGGAUAUCCGACCUGAUGAAGCAGAUUACUGGAGUGAAAGUGACCAGGAAGAUAUUGAUGGCUCAUUAACUCUGAAGCAAGAGGCACCCAUAACACUUUGCGACACCUACCACCGAACACCCUCGAUGAAUUCUUCAAGCCCAUUCCCUGAGCCUAAACAAGGACGACACUUCUCCAGUGAAUCAACCUAUUCUCAUUCUUCUGCGGAAGAUUCCAGGCAGGAUGCAGCAGCGAGCACACACUCAUCAAGUUGCAGACCUCCCUACAGAGAAAGGCGUUCCUGGCAGGAUCUCAUUGAGACCCCGUUGACCAGUUCAGGGCUCCAUUUUCUGCAGACUGUCCCUCCUGACCCAGAGUACACGAGCGGACAACCCGGGUCGUCACCAGAGAGGCGGCGACAAGCAACGCUACCAGUCCAAAGACGACACAACCAUGAACAGGAUGGCCCUUUCCCAUUGGUGGAGUGCCACAGAGGCCACAGUUCUCAUGCCAGACCCCAGAAGCAACGUAGUCAAAGCCUCCCACGAAACAGAGAUGUCCGAGCGAAAAGCCGCGUAAAACCCAGUGGGAUAACAGAAGAGAGAUCUGAAGAAAAGCUGCCUGUUAGAAGGCAAAGUAGCUUGUGUGAAGAAGAAAACGCAGAAGAGCGACCACAGAGUGCAGAUGGUCUGCAUGAGUUGUACAAAGCUCUGGAGCAAGCUAGUCUGUCAGCAUUUGGAGAGCAACGCCCUUCCACCAAGCAGGAAUACCGGAGGUCCUUUGUAAAGAGAAGCAACGACCCUGCUAUCAACGAAAAGCUUCAUCACAUCCGAGCUCUCAAGAGUACUUUAAAAGCAAAGGAAGGAGAUCUUGCAGUGAUCAAUAACCUGCUCCAUGAGCCCAACUUGACAUCCAAGAAAUUCAAAGAAUGGAAAAUGAAGAACUAUGAAUUUUUCCUGGACAUUUGUGAGUACGGCGCUGUUCUGAAAACCCAAAACGGAGCCUCUGAACUUGCAGCUUCAGCCCCUCUGCUGACACACACUCAUUCCUUCAUUGAAACACACGUCUGACAGGAUGUAGCACUGGGAACACUUGGGGGCGGAGUGAGCUAGUGGGGGGACCAUGAAAAAUCCAUUGUGACAAAACACUGUAACCUGUGUAAAUAAUGUACUCAGCUGUAUUGUAAAUAGAUUGGAUAAGAAAACUCGUGCCACAGGAUGCCUAUUGCAUUGCAUGUUAAGACAGUCUUAUUUUUAUUUUAUUUUACUUUAUUUUAUUGGAUUUUUGUUUUGUUUCUGUUUGUUUUGCUGAUUGGGUUCUGCAUUGGAAAGAAGUGAAGUAUUCACUGGCAUAAUUGAAACCCCAGUUAUAUUAAUGAGUACUGUACUAAAGUUGAGUAUGGGUUAAAGGAGCUCUCUUACCAUUUUAUAUAUGUAGAUGUACUGCAUGUAGCUAUAUCUACAUAUAUAAAAUGUAACAUGAAAUAUUAUUUUUUAAAAAUACUCUAAAAUGCCCAUCCUCAUAUAUUUCUUUUCUUUUAUUUAUUUAUUUAUUUCUCUGUCUUUUUUCCAAAUUGAAAUUUUAAACCCUAAGAGCAUACAAAAAACAAACAAAAAAAAAAAUAAGAAAAGUAAAGAAAAGCAUUGGCCACUCCUAGGGAAUGAACAUUUAAAUGUUCAGCAUUUCCAGUCAAUCGUUGCUACUGUCUUUUGUGAGCAUAACAAAGGUUUCAAGUAGCAUGGAAAUGGUAAGCUUAAACCCUUUUGGUGUGCCUUAAAAUGUAUAGCGUCUAUAUCCAGGAAAAUGUUACGUUCCCUUUUGCCUCUUGAGGCGUAAACUGUACAUGCCGUUGAAACGCUGUGCUAUUUUUAUAAUAACGUGCCUGUUUUUCAGAGGAAGAACGGGCAUAGGCAACGCACAUGUGUAUGGGGGGGAGUGCGUGCUCGUGCACAUGGUACGGAAAGGGGCCACACAAAGUGGCCCGUUCAGCUCUGCUGCUACCUAAAGCAGCUUCCGGUCGCUUUUGCACCAUCAUGGGGUAGUCCACAAGAAACGUGCCCUCAAUCUGAGAAGACGGUAGCUAUUCCAGUUGUCGGCGUUUAUCCACUGUGAAUUUAGUGCCACAGACCUGUGAACCACAAGAUUCCGAUACUGUCUAUUGCUGCCUCAAAACAAAGGAUGAAGGGGGGGGAUGUCUGAACUGAAAACCGUUGUUUUCUAUAUGUACAGUGUCUGACGGAGUUAAGCGAAUCAUUCGUAUUUAUGACUUAAGUAAUGUUUACUGGAAUAAAAGAAACAAAGAGACCACUGGAAGAACUCAGGACUUAUAGUGAUUCACUAUAGAGAGAGAGGGAGAAAUUGGGGCCUCCUAGAUGAACCUUGUUAGCAUUCUCCCAAAGGCCUACAGAAGCCUUUUUCCGGUACUGGCAUAAACUGCUAGCAGUGAGCAGAGAUGGUCCAAGACAUUUGGUACCUGACGUAGAAUAUCUAAAUGGUGAUACAGAUAUAAUAAUAAACUAAAUAACUGACCAGUAACAGCACAAGCCUAUAUCUAUCUACUCAGAAGUAAGAUCCAUUGAUGUAAAUGGACCUUACUCCCAGGUACGUGCAUAUAGGAUUGCAGGCUUUGUGCCCUUAAUUGGCAUCCCCAGAUUUGCUUCCUCAGAUGGGCCAUGUUGCCCUUGUCUUGGACAGAUCUGGUAGUAAGCGCUGCAAGACAGUAUAGAACCAUAAGUAAAGGUGAGCCUCGCAGCCAGGAAAAAAUACCAUUUGCUUUAGUUCAAAAGUUUAGAAACCAUUGCAGUAUACUUGUUUACAUGAUGACUGUUAAAAGCACUUCACCACACUCUCCACACUGUUGUAGAGUCUCCAUUCAUUCGGAAGGAAGCUUUGAAUGGAAACCCCAUACAGCCUGCAGAAAAGAGUUGGGAAUGUGUAAUAACAGGGCUUGGUGGGAUGCCAUACCCAUGUUGCUUACCUGUUGCCUUUGGCAGAGCAGGUAAACUCAAAGCAUGGUGUGGCACUAGCAAUGCAUCUCGCCAUCCUAAUGUCCAGAUGGUGUGUAUGUGCACAGAUAUGACCAAUAAUGUGUAACCCCUCCCCUUAAACAUUACAUUCUAAAGAGUACCUCUGCUGGGCAUACUCACUUAAUACUCUUCAUGCAUAUAUCCCAUAUAGACCUGGGGUGAAGAACCCGUUGCCCUCUAAAUGUUGUCAGGCUGCAACUCCCAUCAUCCUUGGCCAUUGGUCAUGCUGGCUCGGGUUGAUGGGAGUUGGAGCCCAACAAUAUAUUGAGAGCUGUGGGUUCUCCAUUCUUUAUUGCACCAAAUGUGUGGAGACCAAGGGUAGGGGUACGGAAUGCAGGCACAAUCCCUAUUAUGCACCGACUAAGGCCAGUUUACUGAAUUCCAGACAGAGCAUUUGAUCGGCAGCAUUGCAUUGGAUGACUUAAGCCUAAGGAAAAGAAUGGGAUUCCUAUUUUUAAAAAUGAAGUUCACUGUUGACAAUAAUACAUGUAAUUUAUGAUGAAUUAUCUGUGAAAAAUAGGUGUUUUUCAGGUGUCGUUGAACUACAGAUCCCAUCAUCCCUGACCACUGGCCAUACUGGCUGGGACUGAUGGGGAUCCAGCGUCCAGCAAUAUCUGGAGGCGACAGUUUCAAUGGCUAUCCUUAAUGCAAACAUUCUUUCCAGCAAGGAAUGGCUGCUUUUAAACAGAUACACAAUACAUAUUGAUAUUCUUUCAAAACCCUUCUUUGGAAACCUAACCCUUUAAUACUAAACACAUUUACUUAGCACUGCCAGUUCACACAUGCACAUAGAAGCAGUAGAUUUCUUGACACAUGCAGCUGAAUGUGUGAAAUAGACUCCCUUGGAGAGCAUAGUGCCAGAAGAGGUGGGAGGUUAUGUGAAUAAAGUUUGAUCAGGAUGGGUUGACAGAAGAAUCAGCAUCAUGUCUGAGGAUGGCCUCAGCAUUGUGCUUCUUGGUGGGGCCUGCCUGUGUUUGUGCCUCAGCAUAUAUGUUGACAGGCUUACCUGAGCAGUAACGGUGAUGGUGGUCGAAUGAGUUGUGGUGCCUUGGAGGAAUCCAAUAGCGUAGAAGCCACCCUUAGAGUUUCCCACAAUACCCCAUUGCAGCACAUUAUCAGAGAGUGUUCGAAAGCACUGCAGGAAAUUUAAACAGUGACUCAAAGCCAUUUAGUAGGCUGUCUUGUUAGAGCACCAGGAAAAGGGAGCCUAGGCUUAGUGUUGUCAGUGGGCACUGCUGAGUCUCUAGCAGCUGCCUGAGGAUGCUAGUGACUGAUGCUACAAAUGAAGCAGAAUGAGGAGAUGACUAGCAGACCAUAGCAAACUCCACUUGCUAUGCAGUUUGUAUUUGCAGGAAGGUUUUGGUUGAAGGGGGUUAAAUAUGCUGGUUGGUCCUCCACAUGUAGCCUGAAGUAGCAUAGUCCAGUCUCCUUCCUCAGAAUGACACCAUCUUCUGUGAGAUAUACAUAUGCAUAGACCAACCCCUGGUACAAUGGCACACGGCUGAGGUCUCCACUCUCUUUUUCUUUGCUUUCUUUUAGCUGUAUUUUGUCUUCAUUUACUCUGUAGCGUGCUCCAUUAAUGUGAAUGACAGGAGGGUGUUUUAAAAAUAUGCUUUAAAAGGGGUGAACCAUAGAGCUGGAAGGGAUCCCACGGGUCAUCUAAGUCCAACCUCCUACAAUGCAGGAAUCUCAACACACGGUCCCCCAUCAAAUCUGAAACCGUAACAGACCCUGCUUAGCUUUGCAAAUGGGCUAGCAGUUUUAUUGCUGCACCACUAGGAAGCUACUCCUUGUCCUACAAUACGCUAUUGCCAAUUCAAAAUUGAUUUAACCAGAUGUAGCUUGUGAACCUGAAAGCUGUGCCCUUUUAGUGCUCAAGUGUGAGCACUACCUCCCUAUGCACUAGAAAGAAAAUGCACCUGCUUAUUACUCCAAGCUUGCUGGGGCCAAACUUGCUAGCAUUUUGGCAUUUAGCAGAUAUGGAUUUUUUAAAAGUGUAAAUAGCUGCCACUUGAAGGGGAAUUUUAUCCUUUUCACUCCCUGCCAUAAUCCUGACACACACACCCCAGUGUUGCUAUUUGCACAUGGAGGAAGGUUGGCAUUAAGGGGAUCUUUCAUUCUAAUGCAAACAGCAGGUGGGGGGCGGAUUUUCAUCAGGUUUCAAGUGGGUUGGUGGCUAACAUUGUUGCCUGCCAUGGUACCAAUCUUAAUUGCUUGAUCUAUUCCACAAACACCUAUUGGCAAGUCUAGCAAUCAGAAAUUUAAUCAUGCUUCCCUGUAUGUCAAGAAUAGGAACAGUGAUUUACUAGGCCCCGGCCCCUGAAAUCAGGGACAAGUUGGAAGUAAGUAAUGUCCUCAGAUGUGAAAAGCCACUUUGAGAACUAAACUAGUAUAAUAGGAAGGAAGGAAGGAACAGAAGGUUAUAGAAUCAUAACUGAACUCAGCUAGAAGGCUGCCCAAUCAAGUGAGGUCAUGAGAUAACAGAAAUCCCAAGCCAACAUGUUGGGGGUUUUUUUGUUGUUGUUUUUUGUUUUGUUUUUUUGAUGAGGUGGAGAUACCCCUUUGCCCAGCUCCGCUUGGUUCUGGUGGCAUCCACCAGUGUGUGAGCCUCAAGGAACAUCCCAGUGUGCCUGCCCAAAUGCUGUUGAUAGAGCAGACGUUACUGCUUGUGGUAGCCAUUGGAAAUAGGGCACUUCUGGACUAGUGCAAUGUUCACUAGAUCCCGAACCAUUCCCACGGCUGUCACAUGAUGGCAACAGCUCUGACUGAGGCCUCUUUGCUGCGCUAGCCUGGAAGCUAGUGUAACAAAGGGUCAGUUUUACUCUCCUCCCCUUCUACUUUGGCUGCUGCAAAUGGUGAAACUAUGGCUGCAGCAGUAGCUCUGCCACUCCACCAAACCCUGCCACUGCUAGCUAUAAGCUGCAUAUUGCAUCCUAAAAGUGAAAUUCUGUUUUUCAUGGACAGAAAAUAGAUUGGCAUCUACUGGUAAAUCUCUGGGAGAUUUGUAGUAGAUCUGCAAGGGUUUACCAAUUACUCAACAAUGGCAACAGAAAAAGGCUUGCACGCACCUAUGCACAAUCUGCAUAUUAGUUAGAAUCAGUUACAGAUAGGUAGCCGUGUUGGUCUGCCAUAGUCAAAACAAAAAAUUU
Messenger RNA from Podarcis muralis (Common wall lizard), 8515 nucleotides. RefSeq names its product connector enhancer of kinase suppressor of ras 2-like. Lineage: Eukaryota; Metazoa; Chordata; Lepidosauria; Squamata; Lacertidae. Gene Ontology annotation, molecular function: protein binding. Gene Ontology annotation, biological process: regulation of signal transduction. Gene Ontology annotation, cellular component: cytoplasm; membrane. The record is from RefSeq and is a predicted model, not a curated record.